AUGUCCAAUUGCUCGGAGACUUUUUAUCUUCUCGGAUAUCCUUCAUCGAUUGCAGUUAUAAUUGCGAAUGCUACAGUAAUCCUAAUAUCCACAAUUGUUUGUUAUUUCGCGUUGCACAAAUUAAUAACCGCUUCAAUAUUUCAAUUUUCAACUCGAGUAUUCUUAUCAGUCAGUUUGGUAUUUCUCAUAUUCCACAUCUUAUCGUAUCUUGCCGUAAGACUUCAAACUUUAUACAUGCAAUAUUAUGAGAUUUGUGAUGUUGAUGCUAUAAAUUGUCUUCCAAUUGCAAUUGGAAUUUACGCCGGAGCUGCUGGUUUGGCUUAUGUUCAAGUUGCAAUGUCAUUAGAUCGUCUACUCGGCGCAUUCUUGAAAACAUCUUACAUUCGCUUCGAAAGAAUUACAACAAUUGUUUUUAUACUUCUGAUGUUAUUCUGCACAUUUUUAACAUAUCAAUAUCAAAUGGAAGGUAAUAUGCUUGAUUUCCGUGUUACGACAUGUCAAAACUGGGGUGGUGGUACGAACGUAAAUUCUUAUGCGGUAGUAACAGAUUUGAUUUUAUAUCUCUCGGUUUUUGAUUUUGCGGCAGAUUUCGUAAUUCUUUUAAUGAACGUGAGAAAUGAGCGGAAGAUUCGUGACAUUUAUGAUGUUGCAAAACGUUUCGAAGCUCGAAUGUCAUUAAAGAGUACACAAGCUGUGCUGACAAUUUCAAUGGUCCAAUUUUUCGCGCAAGCCACAUACUCUCUCAUUUUUAUAAUUGCAUCAAGAUUCUUUAUUCCCAUUAUGAGCAAACAUGAUAUACAACUUUUCUUAAUUUAUAUUUAUGUGAGUAGUAAUACUUCAUGUUAUUUAUUGAAUUGUUUUCAUUUCAGCCAGUCUCCUAUACCGCAACAUUUCACGGAUUAGUUAUUCUUUAUGCGAUUCGUCGAAUGCGAAUUCAGCGAGCAGUUGAAAUCAAGAAAAUGACAGAUCAUAAGAAUAAUUUAGAAAAUCAUCUAGAACAUAUGCGAGCUUCCUGGCGAUAA
This is a messenger RNA of Caenorhabditis angaria, 1022 nucleotides long. NCBI's taxonomy places the organism in Eukaryota, Metazoa, Nematoda, Chromadorea, Rhabditida, Rhabditidae. The record is from the annotation of a GenBank genome assembly.